AUGGAUCAGUUGAUCAAAGAAUGGGGAUCUAAAGUAGCUUCACAACAAUUAGUUACUCACGAUACGAUAACAGCUUCACCUUUAAAUCUUCUGGCGAAUGCAUUGGAUGAACCGACGGUGGCGUACAAGUAUGAGCAGUUGCCCAGUGACGGGACCAUUGUACCAGCGACGUGGCAUCAUAUUUACUUUCCUCCUCGUACAGUGACCUUGGCUCAUGAUGGAUAUGAAACUGACUUUUUUCCUCCUGCUCCUUUUACUCAACGCAUGUGGGCCGGUGCGACAUUGACCUGGUAUACUCCUUUAUCCGUAGGCGAUGAGGUUACUAUGGUGACCUCGAUGGACCGAUAUGAAUUUCGACCAGCUAGUCGACUUGGGGAUGCUGUGUUUGUGUACCUGAACAAGGAUAUUUAUCGCGGUGAUCAAAAGAUGAUACGUGAACAACGAUGUUUGGUUUAUGCUACAGAACAAACACAUCAAGUUUCAAUGAAAUCUAUUAAAAUGAAGAAAUUGCCUGAUGUAUCCAAACAAAUCAUCCCAAGUUCUAUUCAACUAUUUCAAUAUUCCGCCCUAACGUUCAAUGCUCAUCGAAUUCAUUAUGAUCAAGAUUACACAAAAAACAUGGAACAUCAUCCAGCAUGUUUGGUCCACGGCCCUUUAAGUAGUACAUGGAUGAUCAGCUUACUAAGGACAUAUCUUGCUUCCGAAUAUCAUGUUGACCUUGAUUCUGUCAUUCAAUCCUUUGAUUAUCGAUGCCUUACGCCUUUGUAUGUAAAUCAACCUUUGACUAUCUGUGGAAAACAAAUAUCAAAUCGUCAUUUUGAACUUUGGAUUCUUGGCCCUACUCAACAAUUAGCUGUCAAAGGAACAGUGACUUUGAACAUCAUGGAGAAUACAAAGGAUUAG
Messenger RNA from Halteromyces radiatus, 903 nucleotides. RefSeq lists its product as uncharacterized. The record is from RefSeq and is a predicted model, not a curated record. Bases 1 to 903 code for a protein of 300 amino acids. Gene Ontology annotation, cellular component: mitochondrion. Gene Ontology annotation, molecular function: (3R)-hydroxyacyl-[acyl-carrier-protein] dehydratase activity. The transcript is spliced from 3 exons. NCBI's taxonomy places the organism in Eukaryota, Fungi, Mucoromycota, Mucoromycetes, Mucorales, Cunninghamellaceae.